Thecamonas trahens ATCC 50062 is the source of this 4474-nucleotide messenger RNA. RefSeq lists its product as uncharacterized. NCBI's taxonomy places the organism in Eukaryota, Apusomonadida, Apusomonadidae. Gene Ontology annotation, molecular function: protein binding. The record is from RefSeq and is a predicted model, not a curated record. The transcript is spliced from 4 exons. Bases 53 to 4474 code for a protein of 1473 amino acids.
UGUGUGUGUGUGUGUGUGUGUGUGUGGUGGGGAUUAGUUGGUGGUGGUGGGUAUGGCUGAGGCGCAGACUGAUGUCCUCUCGCGACUGGUCUCGCCAGCGAGCUCGGGAGUGACCGAGGCAAAGGAGCUGGUGCAACGGGUGGCGGUGGAACGAGGUGGUGGACAGACGGAGGCUGAUGGCUUUGUCUCUCUUUGUGAUCCGCUCACUGAUUUGGAUCUCGAGGCGUUGUUUGCUCGUUCCGAGGUGGCGUUGGCAAUGGCAAGCGCUACAGACUCGGCCGUUGGCAAGUGUGAGCAUGGGCCACCUGUGGACGAGGUCCACGCCAUCGCCAACAGGAUCGGCUCAAUCGACGACAAGAACCACAUCAAGAACCAUGCCAUCGACGACAGGAACCAUGCCAUCGACGACAGGAACCAUGCCAUCGACGACAGGAACCAUGCCAUCGACGACAGGAACCAUGCCAUCGACGACAAGAGCCACAUCAUCACCGACAAGAACCAGAUACAAACCCAGAACAAGGCUCAGGCUGCCACCGCCGCAAGCAAGAGGGCACAGGCUAUCCUGGCAAAAGCGUCUUCAGAGGCAAGGCAGAAGCUGGCUGAUUGGGAGGCAAAGAACCAUCGGUCUCGGCCAGCAGUAGGUCGUCCGCCGCGGUCGUCGACUCGCGUAGACCAGGCCAGCGAGCCGGCUGUGGAGCGCGCCUCGACAAUCGAGGCUCGGCUCCUGCAGAGCCCUCUCCCGUUGGCCGCAACAAGUGGGGCACCAUUCACGGCUAGGCACAAAGCCCAAAGGUUGUCCGAGGCUAGACUUUUGGCACAGUUGCGGCUCAAGAUCGAGUACGUCGAGGCCCAGUUCUCCGGGGGCAACGGCAGCACAUCUGCCGUUGACAGUGCCUUCAUCCACCGUGUCAUGGCGGCGGAGCCGACCGAAGCAGAGACACUUGAGCUGACACGUGGCUUCUCGGUCCCUUGGUGGCCGGAAUGGCAUCCGACUCAGGAUGCCAUGAACAAGCUCAGCCUCCACAUCCUCUACCCUGCCUUCUGCCAGCAGCGCGAGGCACUGCCGUGGUCCAACGAGCUCUGCCACCGCCGCAUGGCCGCGUUCUCGCCCUCUGUUUCCGGCGUUGCAUGGGACGACGUCCGCAAGCCGCGGAAGGUUUUGAUGGCUCUCUACCGAAGCCUACCUGGUGCACUCUCCGAAGCCGAUGAGGCCGAAAUCAUCGACGCCACUACAAGCUACGUCGUCAUCUCGGCCUGGCAACGCCCGCGUCUCAAACUCCUUCUUGCCAACGAGCGAAAGCCCGACGGUUCGCCGUACUCUCUCAUUGGUGACGACGAGGCCUUGGCCCAGCGUCUUGUUCAGGCUCGGCUCAACCGCGCGCACCCGUGCCGGCCGGCCUCGGCCAUGGCUCAGCCCUGGCUUCUUGCACGUUUCCGCACUGAUGACGCAACCCUCUACGCAGGCAUCGAUCCUGUCAGCGUUCUCCUCACCGAGGUCGAUGCGCUCAUGACUGCCGGCAACCGCCACAACCUUUCCAUCCUCGUCUCUGCUGUGCCAAACGAGCUCAUCGUCUACCUUUUCUCGUUUCUCUCCUCCGCCUCGUACCGCGCCUUGGCCUCGACCUGCCGCCGGCUGUGGCAGCUGGCGCACGACACACUUAUUCUCCAGCGCCUCCUUGUCGUGCACACGCCGAACUCUGCCAUGGACUCGGUACCUCUCUUUGUAUGGUAUGCCUCGGGUAUCGCCGCUUGUGGCCUUCCGCUCCGCAGCCUCCCGUCGCCGCCAUGUUCGCCGGCGGUCGUCGUCCUUGCCGUUCAGCUUGCCGCCUCGCGCCCGAUCUCUGUGCCGGAGCAGCUGCUUGCGUCAAUACCACUCACCUUGCUGAAUGCGCUCGCUGCCCAAGUCGGUAUGAACCUUCGCCGCGCUAUCCGCAAGGUUCUUGCUGCUGCCCACAAGGCCGCAGUCCGGCACGACCUCGUCCUGCGCGCGCUCGGCGCUGACUCGCUUCAUGCCGCGGUUCCUAACGUGGUUGCAGCAGGCGAUGUCGAGCUCACGUGCCUCACUGACUUUGCAUGGGACAUCGAUGCGCCCGAGUGCGUCCGUCAGGCUCACGUUGUGGCCGACCUUCUUCGCCGACGCGAGGAGCGGCUUGUCCUCGCCGCCUCGGCCAAGUUCACGGCUGCCGACAUCGAGCGCUACGUUGACCCAAUUGUCGCCUCGCACUAUGUUGCCCUUGUCGGCUCACGAUCGCUUGACGAAACCGUGACAAAGGCGCUGCGCGAGAUGAUCGCCACUUUUAACCGGCGCCUCGACCCUCUUCAGCUUAACUUGGACAACAUGCUCGCUGCUUGCCCGCGCCUUGCUUCGCUCAGCAUCGACAGCAACGGCUACCUUGUCAUGGAUCCUGCCGCUGCGCCAGCUUGGGACAUUCAGGCCUUUAUUGCGCUGCCGCUGUGGCUGCGGACCGAGGUCCGCGCCAUCAUCAGUGGUCAGCAGCCGGUCGUCCUCUUGGGCAGCGACAUUGGGGCGCUUGUUGAACUCGGCUUGGCGUGCAGGACCACGACGCCACUCAGUAUGAAGCCGUCGAGCCGCGCGGCAGCCUCACGAGCCAUGGUCCAGCUCCGCCGGUGCAUUGCCCGUGAGGCCCUGCUCACCGGCGAGUACAGAGCCAUCGUCAACGAACUCCCGCUGGUCCUCGAAUCGCCGGCCCACCUUGACGCCCUUAUCGAGUACACCGGCAAGCGGGCCGAGUCCCGCACCCGCAAAAAAGUUGCUGCUGAGGUUGCUCGGCUUACUAAGGCUGUUGCCCAUGGCUGGACUCGCCUCCAGGCGCUCCUCGACGCAGGACUGGGGUGGUGGACCGCCGAUCGCGGCGUGUAUCUCAAGGCUCCACCGUCGCGAGAGGCGCGGCUCUCCGACUUUCUUGUUUUACGUGGCCGCAACGUCGAAGCCAUCAUUUGUACCGACUCGUGCCUCGGCACUCCGCCUGCGCUCUGCACUCUCUCUGCUCUCAUUGUGGCCUACGUAGCCGAUCCCCGGGCGCAGGCUCUGACACCAAAGGAGGUGUUGGAUGUUGCUGACGCGCUGUGGACCAUUCCCCUCGGCCCCGACUCGGCGCUGUAUGCCAAGAUCAAAACCGUCCGCUCGCCCAAGGCCACCCGCGCCGUCCUCCGGCAAUGGGCCACGCUCUGGGAGAUUGUGGUGCCCAAACUCCGGCUUCUCCCGGCGAGCAUGCCGAAGGUCAUUGCCCGCUGGAUCGACUCGCUGCAGCGCUGCGACGCCCUGAGUCCUGACGCAUUGACUCGCAUCACAGCCUUUGUCUCCAUGCUCACCCGGGACUCGGUAGCGGAAUGCCUCGCCCAUGAGCGCGUCGGCCCACCAAUGGCGAUGUCACUCGCUGACGCGUUAAGGCUGCCUCUGGGGCGCAAGACCGGCGCGUACGCAGAGGCGGUUGCUUGCUGUCUUACCUCUGCCAGGGCUUGGAUCAAGUGGCUCGCCACGCCGCUUCCUCCGGUUGACGCCUCAGUCUUUAUCGACGCCACUGUCACCGCGGCUAUGAACAGCGCACCGGCAGGCCCAAAUGGGCGGCUGACUGAGCUAGGUCAGGGCGCCAGCGUCGACGAGCUCGUGGCCCGCACCAAGGCCAUGGCGCGGUACCAAUCGUGGUAUGCCGAGCUUGACAAGGCACUUAUGUGUGCGGAUCUGCUCCGCGGAGCCGACGCCGACGACGCCAAGGCGCUGCUGGCCAAGGCACCCAACGGCUGCGGCCGCGAUCUGAACGUUGCCGACCGGGCGCGGGCACGGUCGCUGGUGGACACGGCCCAGCAGGCACUUGAGGCUGCGGCCGCCUGCCUCACCCAGCCCGAGGUCCUCACCUCGCCUGCCAAGGUCUCGAGGUAUCUCAAGCUGCUGGGCAAAAUGAUGGAGGUGCCGGCCGGGCUCAGCAAGCUGAUUGCGGCCGAGUACGCCCGAACCGAGCUUACGACGUUUGCCGAGGCCGCCGCAAUCGGCGCGUUUGUCAUCCUCGGCGGUGAGACGUAUCGCGAGCUGACCAAACUUUUUCCCGGUGCGCGUGCUGUCGACAUCGGGAGUCUCGCCGUCGGGCUGACCGGCAACCUGCUCCCGGGGUGUGUCCCGGCGCCGAUCCGGCACUUUGAGGAGACGACUCACGUGGUGGCCAUCACCAACGCCCACGCACGGCGGCUGCAGUGUCCGCACUGCUACUGGUCGUACGACGUGGAGGACCGCGAUGGCUUUGUCGCCCAUGCUACUCUGGAAUCUUGUCGGCCGUGUCCCCCGCGGGUCCGCGCCGACGACGUCAUCCGGAAGGCCCGUCGCAAGGCCCGACGCAAGGCCCGGCGCAAGAGCAAGAACAAGGGCAAGAAGAAGGGCAAAGGAAAGCGAAAGCAAGCACAGAAGCCGACGCAAACAAGCAAGGCAUCUGCACAUGCACCCAAGUCCCGUGGCUGUUGA